CUUUGAUCGCAUGCACGUGGGCGUCUGAACUGCCUGCUGGGAUGCUUCAUUGAUCCGGCAGAAGCCUUGAAACCGAAGAAACCGAAGACUUGCUGUCCGAGCUGUUUCGACUCCAAGACAGCCCGUCCACCAGGACUGAAAUUGACCGUCGCUUUGCUGCUGUAUACGGCUACGUGAUUGAUCACCAGUCAAGCCGUCGGCCACGACAAUACCCCUCAUUCUUUUCCAUCACUCUGUUAUCCGCUCCCUCCCUCCCCUCUCUUAGCCUCCUCGUCAGACGAGGCCUUCUUUGCCCACAAUGGCAGCCCAGCGCCAGGCAUCGUCCGCCUCCCAAACCCCCCUCAUCUCUCCCGCAGAACUUGCCUACCUCUACACCUCACUGUCUCUCCCCGACGGCCCGAUUCGCCCAGAUGGCCGCUCAGCCACGCAAUUCCGCCCCUUGACCGCCGAGACGGACAUCCUUCCGGGCACCAACGGCAGUGCGCGCGUCGGGUUCGCAGACGGCACACAGGCGAUCGUCGGAGUCAAGGCCGAGGUGGAAAAGACCGUUGUUGCGGCCGAGGCCCUCAAUCUGUCACAGCACGGCUCGGAGGACUUUGCAGACACCGACGGCAGCGAGAGGCAACAGUCCCCCAGUGCUGGACAUGGCUCGUGGGUGCAGAUGUCCAUCGAGAUCCCCGGGUUUCGCGAUGACGAUGCUCUGCCCGUCUUCCUCUCGGAAAUGAUGCGCGAGCCGCUCGUCGAAUCUGUCUCCGGUGGACAGGGUGGGAGUGAUGAUAUGGCGGGUGGGCUUAAGGGGAGAUUGGUUAUCAAUAAGCGGUGGCAUUGGAGAUUGUACAUUGAUGUGCUGCUCCUCUCCCAGCCUCUGUCGUACCCUCUUCCUUUGCUCUCCCUCACGACACAUCUGGCGCUCCUGUCGACCAAGCUCCCCAAGCUUAAAUCGCAGGGCGAGGAAGAUCCUUUCUUCGACGAUGACUGGAAUGCCGCCGAGUACCUAUACCCCCGCAACCUGAAGUCGCACCUGUCUUCCACGCAACAGGUCCGUCCCCCGGUGACACUGCUUGUCAUUGCGGUGGGCGAGAACGUUGUCUUCGACCCCAACAGGGAGGAAAUCACCGUCGCGGACACCAUCCUGGCGGUCUCUGUCACUCGCGAUAGCGACUCGGAUGGUCUGAAGCUGCUGUCCAUCCGCACGAUCGACCCCCCGUCCCGUCUGACGCAGCCGGGUGUACCGAACUCGGAGAACGUCGCGACACUGGGCUCUACAGCGGCCGCUGAGGAGGCGCUCGAAACAAACCCGUCCACCGGGGAGGAAAUCCCUGGUGUCUGGAAGCCUCAACGCGGAGGUGUCAAGCGGCGCACGAUUGCCAAGAUGCUCAAAUUGGUCCUGGAGAAGGGCGGUGUCGGCGAGGAGGUUCUCGAGGGUCUGGAGGGCGUGGAGGUCGGCUGAAGCGGUUCGCGGGGCUGUUUGACGGGUCCCAAUCAAUGCACGAUGUCUCGGGCUUUAUGUACGACCUGUCCCCGGAUCGAUUGAGUGCUGGAUGUCGUGAUGGUCGACCGUGCUGUCCCGGCCAACAAGCCCACAAGUGUUCGAGCACGAACCAUCCAUCCCAUGUGUUUGUUGAAAGACACAGACCUCGAAAAGAAAGCUCGGCAUUUCAACCGCAGCGAAACACGCAGGCUGGAGCUGAGCUGAGUGGAGAUGACGACGACUCAUCGCCAUGAUAGAACAAUUGACUAGAACCAAAACUUGUACAUAGGCAGAUAAUACAUGGGGAGAGAAGAAACAUAGUGCCCACC
This is a messenger RNA of Aspergillus heteromorphus CBS 117.55, 1800 nucleotides long. Its product is annotated as exosome non-catalytic core subunit RRP42. The transcript has 2 exons. The record is from RefSeq and is a predicted model, not a curated record. NCBI's taxonomy places the organism in Eukaryota, Fungi, Ascomycota, Eurotiomycetes, Eurotiales, Aspergillaceae. Gene Ontology annotation, biological process: nuclear mRNA surveillance; nuclear polyadenylation-dependent rRNA catabolic process; U5 snRNA 3'-end processing. The coding region runs from base 299 to 1450 and encodes 383 amino acids. Gene Ontology annotation, cellular component: nuclear exosome (RNase complex); cytoplasmic exosome (RNase complex).